Dendroctonus ponderosae (mountain pine beetle) is the source of this 931-nucleotide messenger RNA. RefSeq lists its product as uncharacterized. Bases 133 to 837 code for a protein of 234 amino acids. NCBI's taxonomy places the organism in Eukaryota, Metazoa, Arthropoda, Insecta, Coleoptera, Curculionidae. The transcript has 5 exons. The record is from RefSeq and is a predicted model, not a curated record.
UUGUUAUCAAAACCAGAAAGUCAUCCUGACAUGCAAUUUUUUUGUCAAGAUAAAAGCUAUUUAUUUAGAGUUUUUUCUAAAGGAAAUUUAGAAAGUGUGAAUUUAUUAGUAGUUUAGGUCAAAACCAUCGAAAUGGCGACACUUUCCAUGUCUGGAAACGAUUUGGCAGAAGAGAAGAUAAUAAAGAUAGAAAAAAUUGAUGUACCACCCGAAAAAAUAUGUGUACCUACAACCGAAGCUAUUGUGGAAAAAAAAUCGGAAAAGAGUCUUGAAAAAAUUGAAGCAAACAAACCUUCCGAAAAAGUAGCUGAUGAAACUCCAGGCGAUCAAAACAGAAAUCAAGCACACACUAACGAUACACAUUCAGUUAAAGAAAAAACAAGUGAAAUAGAAAAGUCAAAUAUAAAUCUAGUCAACGAAGGUGUGAAGAAGUCCUCUGAUUCCGUACCCUGUUGCCCAGAUCCAGGGGAAAAAGUGAUUAGAAACCAAAGCGACAUAUUCUCUUUGAAGGAUUUUUCCACCACACUGCAAACAUCAAUUUUCUCGGUAAACGGAUCACCAUUAAGAAGAGUAUUUCGCAAGCAACAACCGACCGGUCAUGAUUUCCAAAAAAAUGAAGUCCCUCCAUCUGAAAAAACUUCCCCACCAACAGGAAGCAGAAUAACCAAGGAAAAUUACAACGAUGAGAAUCGACCUUCUAGUUCUUAUAGGAAUCCUCUUACGGGAACUGGCUUAACUUCGAGCGAUGAGUAUAAAAGUAAAAGGAAUAAAAGGAAAGAUGGAAAUCCUUUGCUGGGACUUGGCUAUGAUAAUGUGGCCGCUGAAUCAUCUCAGUGAAAGUUCCAAUGAACUUUACACCAAAUUCCUACAUUUUUGGUCGAUAAAAUUUAAUGGUUAUUGUAAAAUUAAUAAAGAUAAUUUGUGAGAGUAA